AUGGCGUGCUGUCACAAGGUGAUGAUGCUGGUGGACACCGCGGGUGGCGCCGCUCGCCAGAGCCCGGUCCGGCGGGCCGCCCUGCGCCUCCUCACUUACCUGAGUUGCCGAUUCGGCCUAGGAAGGGUACACUGGGCCUUCAAGUUCUUUGACUCGCAGGGGGCGCGCAGCCGGCCCUCCCGCGGGUCUGACUUCCGCGAGCUGGGGGCCCGCUCCUGGGAGGACUUCGAAGAGGAGCUGGAGGCCAGGCUCGGGGACCUGGCCCAUGGGGCUCACCUGCCGGGCCCGGCGCCCAGGGCCACCCUGACGCACAGCGCCCUGAUGGAGACGCUGUUGGACUACCAGUGGGACCGGCCCGAGAUCACGUCUCCUACCAAGCCGUUCCUGCGGAGCCGCGGGAGGAGGCUGCUGGACGUGGAGAGCGAGGCCAAGGAAGCCGAAAGUGCGCUGGGCGGCGGCUUUGUGAACGCCGUCUUCCUCCUGGCCCCCUGUCCGCGCUCGCACCGGGAGCUGCUGCAGUUCCUGGCGGGGUGCGAGGCCCAGGCCCAGACCCAGCCGCUGCCACCCACUCCCAAGCAGGUGAUGGAGAAGCUGCUGCCCAAGAGAGUCCAGGAAGUCAUGAUCGCCCGAAAGAUCACCUUGUACUGGGUGGACACCAUCGAAUUGGCUAAGUUGUGGGAGUCUCCAGACCACGUUGGGUUCCAGACAGUGUGUGAAAUUCUCCACAAUGUUGGAGGUACUGUCUUGCCAUUGGAAACAUUCAGCCAGGAUUUCCCUAAAGCUGGGCGAACACAGCUCAGCGGUGACAUCAAGCUCUCAAAUGAACAUCAACUCUCUCCGUGGACUUCAACUUUACCAACAGAUUCCACUUUAAACCGUUUGCUUUACAACUCUCGGGAAUAUGGAGCAUCAUUUCCACAGAUAGAAGGAACACUACUUCUCCCCAUUAAAGGCAAAGAGAAUCAAGAAACAUGUGCAGUCACUCUAGAGCCCUUGACCGUGCAUCAGAGCCAUUUUCAGAAACCAGUCAGAAUUGUUCUCAAAGGCACAGUUGCCCAAUGGGCUUUCCCAAUGAGUGGUGUUUUGGGAACUGAUAGCUGGAUGCUACAGAGUCCAAUAGAUGGCAGAUCAAGUGAAAGAGUGUUAUUUCAGCAGCUGGCAAGGAAGCUGAUUGCUGAAGAGCUACAUCUGGUUGCCAGUGUGGAUCCUGGUGAAGGAUGGCCCCCUAUCACUGGAGUUAUUUCCCCCCUCUCUGCCAGUGCUACAACCCUCACUGUGUUCCGCACUGAGGACGCUGAAUUUCAAAGACAUUUUCUCCAAAGGAUUGUGGCAGAGAGCCCUCGGGACACAGCUCCCCUUUUGUCCGAUAUCACAAAUGAUGUAAUGAAGCAGAUUCAGAAUUCACUCAAAGAUCCUGCCUCUCCUGUGCCUGUUCCAGAGUGGGCCCAGCAGGAGCUUGGCCGCACCGUUCCCUGGAGCGCAGCUGUGCUGGACAAGUGGUUUCCUUUCUCUAACUUCAGUGGUGCAAGCUCCAAUUUAAUGGAAUCGUUCUGGUUACUACAAGCUGCCUCAGCUAAUAAGGAAAAGUCUUGCAAAACUGAAAAUGAGUUAACACGGUGCCUCUCUGAGUUCUACCAGAGAAAAUUUCGAGAAGAAUCCGCAGCAGCUAGUCAGGAAGACAGCAAAAGAAAACGGGGUGUUCCUCGUACUCCUGUGAGGCAGAAGAUGAACACCAUGUGCCGUUCCUUAAAGAUGUUGAAUGUUGCAAGGUUCAACGUAAAAGCUCAGAAGUUGCAGCCAGAUGGCAGUCCAGACAUGGCUGGAGAGAAAGGGAGCCAGAAGACAGCUGGUGGAAGAACAGCAGAUAAACUGGAAGACAGAGGAAGAACAUUAAGAAGUUCUAAACUUAAAGAUUUUAACACUGAGGAGGAACUACUGUCUCACUUACAAGAAAAUUAUCAACAGACUGUGGCCACUGGAGAAAUACCAUUGUGUUCAUGUGCUCAGAACAUGAUCGCAGCAUUUAAAGCAUUCUUAAAAUCCAAAGGCACCAAGGAAUUAGAAAUGAAUUGCUUGAAUCGAGUAAAAGAGAAUCUCUUCAAAACUAGCAAAAGCCUUCGACAGAAUCUAGGAAAGAAACUGGAUAAAGAAGCCAAAGUCAGAGAGUGUCAGCUUCAGGUAUUUCUUCGUUUGGAGAUGUGUCUGCAGUGCCCUUUGAUACAAGACAGCACAGAUAAUAUGGAGCAAGUCGUGGAGGAGGUGACAGAUUUGCUGCGCAUGGUGUGUUUAACUGAGGACCCAGCGUACCUGUCCAAAUUUCUGGAGGAAAUUUUGGAAUUGUAUAUCGACUCCAUUCCAAAGACACUUGGAAAUCUGUACUACAGCCUAGGCUUUGCAAUUCCUCAGAGACUGGCUGGUGUCCUUCCUACAGAUUUUUUCAGUGAUGACUCCAUGACGCAGGACAGCAAAUCACCAGAUCUUUCUGUGCCUCUUUUAACCAACACUCAUAGAUCAGUGUCAGAUAGCACUGAAUCUGACCAACUGGAGGAACUUCGUACCAGGUCAGCCAAGAAGAGAAGGAAAAAUGCAUUAAUCAGGCAUAAAAGCAUUGCAGAGGUUUCACAGAAUCUUCGACAAAUUGAAAUUCCCAAAGUGUCCAGGAGAGCUGCAAAACACGAGAAUUCUCACUCUACUUUCCAGCAGGCUCCAGUCCCAGUGAAAGAUGCAGUACAAGAAGUGACCAAAGUUCGAAGAAACCUCUUCAAUCAGAAAAUGCUUUCUCCUUCAAAGAGAUCACUAAAGCGGGGAUUGCCUCGAAGCCACUCGGUGUCAGCUGUGGAAGGUCUGGAGUAUAAACCUGACAACUUCAGGAGGACCAAAGAUUAUCAUAAAUUGCUGACUAAGAGUGUAGCAGAGACUCCAGAACAUAAGCAAAUCUCCAAAAGGCUGCUUCAUAGACAAAUCAAAGGCAGGUCCUCUGAUCCUGGUCCCGACACUGCCAUUGUUGAGGAGUCCCCUGAAAAGGAAGAAAAUGAACUAAGUUUAAGACGAAGCCCUCGAAUCAAGCAAUUGUUACUCAACAGGACACAUUCUGGCUUUUUCUAUUCUGCAUCUCAGCCAAAGUCUCGAAGUGUGCAGAGAGUUCAUUCGUUCCAGUACAGCAAGUCAGAUCAAAGAGAAAAUUCUCCUGCCAAAAGCAUUCGGUCUCCCAAGAGGCUUCUUUUUGGUGCCAUGUCUGAGAUGACCAGCCCCUCAGAGAAGGUCUCAGCUCAGAUUCAAAGGCCUUCAAGAACCACAUUGGAUUCUGAUGUGUCUACAACUUACCAAACUCCCAAGAAGAGCUCCUGGAAAUCCCCAAGGUCUUCCCAAGUAACACCACGAAAGCGUCCUCCUACACCACAGACUCCAUACUACACACCAGAAAGGCGGCUGGAGUCUCCUGCAGAAACAACUCCUACAACACGGGCCGCGUGGAAGGAGUCCUUAAGGAACCCCUCCUCAUAUGGCUGUGACUCCCCAUCUGAACUGGCAGUGACGCCUCGAAAACAAUACUCCCUGGCAGAAGGGCUUGCCGCUCCUCUUGAGAAGAUACCAAGAACUCCCAAAAGGCAUGCUGCUCAGCCACCUGAGAUUCUGCAAGCUUGUGCUUGGUCACAGUCGGUACCCUCCAGUCCAGAAAGCAUCUUGUGUCCUGCACCGACUGUCCACACAGGACUCCCACACCAUCUUAGAACACCCUCGAAAUCAGCAACCUUUGUAGGCAUGCAACAAAACCAAAGAUGUGAAAGUCCCCGGGGCCCUGGAGCAUCCCCGGCAGAGGAUACAGCAGAGACACUAAAGGGAAAGGCCAUCAGAACCUCAAAGACACUAGAAAACACACCUACGAUUUCUUCCCCACCCAUUUCUCCCAAGGAACCAUUUAAUUCUGCUUCCUGUACUGUUUCCAUGGAGAGUCCACGUAGGAAACCUGUCACAGACUCCCCUCCGCCUAGAGAGCUGGACUGGAGUGUACCCCAGGAAUCCUCCCAUGGAGCCACAUCGCUCUCAUGCCCUGUUCCUUCAACUUCCCCCAGAAUCUCACAGACGGGUACCUCUGGCACCCUCUCCCCUCUACCUCCUUCUAAAAUCACGAAACGGUGUCAAAACCCCUCUAAUCCUGAAAGAAGCUUCCCAGAGUGCCAGCCUACUGCCUCCCGUGCUCCUGUGGUUGGCUUCACUGAACCGCCAGCCACAGUCACAGACUCUAGAAGGGACCAUAAAGAAGGGAGCCUCUCUCUUCAGUCUCCUGAGAGACACAGUUACCCUGGGGUGGCUGAAGGGACAGACUGGAAUUUGUCCUCCCCUCUGCUUAUUGCAGAUGACACGGAUUACCUCCUGGACGAAAACGAACACGACAGUGAUCUCUGGAAAAGUAACAUUUCACCAGAGCAAGAUGAGGUGCUCGGGGCACUGGUGACCGACAAGCCGCCUUCUCUGUCCCACCCGGGGAUUCCUCCGUCUCCCCCUUCCUCUAGGCCUAGCUCUCCUCUGGAAGCUCCUUGUGGAGUGCGCUGCUUGGCAGACAGAAAGCCGGGUCAGUCUGCUGCACAGCCAGAGAACGAGCAAGCUUUAACUCAGGCUUCCAAAAGCUCAGGCGGCCCACAGACCUAUGAGGUUGAGCUGGAGAUGCAGGCUUCGGGCCUCCCCCGGCUUCGAAUUAAAAAGAGAGAGUCCAGAUCUGUGUCAGACGCUGUGCCCCUGAGGAAGGAGGACAUCUGUCUGGGGGAGGACAGCGCCUUUCCUGGGCUCCCCUCAGCCCGGGCCAGCAGACCCUCAGGCAGACCAGAAGCCAGCUACACAUCACCCCCCUGUCUGCGCUCCUCACACAGCACCCCCGGCAAGAGCGGAGGACAAACUUAUAUCUGUCAGUCCUGUACCCCAACCCGCUGCCCCCCCAGCACCCCUUCUCCUUUUCAAGCAGAGGUUGGGGUUCCUUGGACACCAUCUCCCAAGCACAAUGGAAAGACACCUCCAGAUGUAAUUAAAGACUGGCCCAGGAGAAAGAGGGCAGCGGACGGCAGCAGCAAUGUGGGGAGGAGCGAGGUGUGUGCGGAGCUUCUAGGGAGCGGAGCGGGACUCCAGCUGGAGGGGAAAGAGCCAGGGUUUGAGCCCCCCCUCAGCAAGACUUGCAUCUUGGGGGAUUUUGAGCUGGAGGGGGUGUGUCAGCUGCCAGACCUGUCGCCUCCCAGGAAUAUUAUCCCCAAGGCUGAGGAUACCUCCUGGGGACAGUUUGGAUUGGGCUCCAGGAAGAGGCUGCUUUGUGCCCAGGAAGAAGCUCAGUGUUGGGCAAAAAGAGUCUGUGACAGCCAGAGGGAAGACUCAGAAGCGAGCGUAGAGAAGUCUCCAAGUGCAAGUGUGGGGCAGCUUCCCUCCACCGGAGACGAGGAGGUCUUUGUUUCAGGCUCCACCCCACCAUCCAGCUGCAUUGUGCGGAGCUGCCUUUCUGCCAGCGGUCUCCAGGCGCUGACUCAGUCUCCCUUGCUGUUCCAGGGAAGAACACCUUCCUCUCAGCACAAAGAUGCCCCAGAUGAAGAUGUGGAUGUAUUUUCCUCCACUGCUGAAGAAUCUCCUUUCAGCCGAGCGUUCUCAAGGAGACGGCCCAUCAGCAGAACUUACACACGGAAGAAGCUGAUGAGCUAG
Messenger RNA from Chrysochloris asiatica (Cape golden mole), 5679 nucleotides. RefSeq names its product TOPBP1-interacting checkpoint and replication regulator (gene TICRR). Lineage: Eukaryota; Metazoa; Chordata; Mammalia; Afrosoricida; Chrysochloridae. Gene Ontology annotation, molecular function: chromatin binding. The record is from RefSeq and is a predicted model, not a curated record. The transcript is spliced from 22 exons. Gene Ontology annotation, cellular component: nucleus. Gene Ontology annotation, biological process: mitotic DNA replication checkpoint signaling; regulation of DNA-templated DNA replication initiation; response to ionizing radiation. Bases 1 to 5679 code for a protein of 1892 amino acids.